AUAUUUUUUAUUCCCUUUCCCACCUCCAAACAUCAAUGGCUUCUUCAUAUCUUCGUGUUUGUUUAUCUGGGUUGGGUGAUUGCUAAUUGGGUCUGCUUUUUGGUCCUAUAAAAGCUUCCUCUGUCUCUGAGAGGUGUUCAGGGGCUAGCUUGCUCUGUUCUGUUCUGUUUUGUGUUAGCCCAUGUGGGCAAAUUAGCAGACGGAGAAUUCAGAUCUCGAGGGGGUGUUUGGGUGAAUCUGAAAAUGAGUUUUGGGAUUUGGAGGAUGGGGUUGUGUAUUUGGGUGUUUUUUUUGAGUUGGGGUUUCGUGGUUAGUGCAAAUGGAGCAGAGGAGGUGAAUGGAAGUGUUGAAGGGACAGUUGUGAUCCAUGGGAAGGUUCCCAUUGGAAGAACAGACAAGAACUUCAUUUGUGCCACUUUGGAUUGGUGGCCUGAUCAGAAAUGUGACUAUGGCCAUUGCAGCUGGGGUCAUGCCUCUCUCCUCAACCUGGAUCUAAGCAACACUAUCUUAUUAAAUGCUGUAAAAGCUUUUUCGCCACUGAAGAUCAGGUUAGGUGGCACUCUGCAAGAUAAAGUCAUAUAUCAGAGUGAAGAUGGCAGACAACCCUGCACUCCAUUUUCCAAAAAUGAGUCCGCCAUGUUUGGCUUCACCCAAGGGUGCUUGCCCAUUCAUAGAUGGGAUGAACUGAAUUACUUCUUCAACAAAUCAAGGGCUUUGGUUGUUUUCGGGUUAAAUGCUCUCACCGGAAGAUCAAUACAGUCCGAUGGCUCCACGGCCGGAGCUUGGGACUCCAGCAAUGCUAGAGGUUUUAUGCAUUAUACCCAUAAGAAGGGAUACACCAUUCAUGGUUGGGAGCUAGGAAAUGAGCUGAGUGGUGGUGGAAUUGGAACAAGCAUUGCAGCAAAUCAGUAUGCUUCUGAUACAAUCUCUCUUAAGAAGCUUGUGCAAGAUAUCUACAAAGAUUCUAAACACAAGCCAUUAGUCAUAGGGCCUGGAGGAUUCUUUGAUGAUGGUUCUUCAGACUGGUUCGAAGAAUUCAUAAAUAAAACAAGUAAAUCCCUAGAUGUGGUCACUCGCCACAUAUAUAAUCUCGGUGCAGGAGUCGAUGAGCAUCUCAUUGGAAGGAUUCUUGAUCCAUCGUACCUUGAUCGCGAAGCUGAUACAUUCAACAAUCUCCGAAACAUUCUCAAGAAAUCUAAAACUAACACAAAGGCUUGGGUUGGUGAGGCAGGAGGGGCUUACAACAGCGGCCAUGAUAGAGUAACCAACGCUUUUGUGUUCAGUUUCUGGUAUUUGGACCAGCUUGGAAUGGCAUCAGCUCACGAUACAAAAACAUACUGCAGACAGACAUUGAUUGGGGGAAACUAUGGUUUACUCAAUACAACUACGUUUGUACCAAAUCCAGACUAUUACAGUGCUCUUCUAUGGCACCGAUUGAUGGGAAGAAGGGUUUUGGCAACCAGCUUUAAUGGGACAGAUAAAAUACGUGCAUACACUCAUUGUGCUAAACAAUCUAAAGGGAUCACAUUACUAUUGCUCAACCUAGAUGGCAACACUACCGUUCAGGCCAAUGUUACUCACACAUGGACAUUGAAACAAGAACAUGGAAGAAGAUACACAAGAGAGGAAUACCAUCUAACAGCGAAGGAUAGGAAUUUACACAGCCAAACCAUGCUGCUUAAUGGAAAAAUUUUAACUGUAGAUGCAUUUGGGAACAUACCUGCCUUGCAGCCUCAACAUGUAAAUCCAUUGACUCCCAUAAAGAUCGCACCUUUCUCUAUUUCAUUUGUUCACCUGCCAAAUAUUGUUCUCCAUGCUUGCAGAUAGGGUAGGGCCAGUAGGGAACUGAAGCAGAUCCACAUGGAUAUUUGGUCUAUAAAGAAACAGAAUACAAUGCAAAUUUUUCAUUUUUGUUUUACAAGAAAUAAAAUGCAAAUUUUUUGGUUAGAAA
Messenger RNA from Malania oleifera, 1951 nucleotides. Its product is annotated as heparanase-like protein 3. The coding region runs from base 244 to 1827 and encodes 527 amino acids. The record is from RefSeq and is a predicted model, not a curated record. Gene Ontology annotation, molecular function: beta-glucuronidase activity. Gene Ontology annotation, cellular component: membrane; plant-type cell wall. NCBI's taxonomy places the organism in Eukaryota, Viridiplantae, Streptophyta, Magnoliopsida, Santalales, Ximeniaceae. The transcript is spliced from 9 exons.